Messenger RNA from Engraulis encrasicolus (European anchovy), 1474 nucleotides. It is a transcript of the gene mrpl19, whose product is annotated as mitochondrial ribosomal protein L19. Gene Ontology annotation, biological process: translation. The record is from RefSeq and is a predicted model, not a curated record. Bases 41 to 898 code for a protein of 285 amino acids. Gene Ontology annotation, cellular component: mitochondrial large ribosomal subunit; ribosome. The transcript is spliced from 6 exons. Gene Ontology annotation, molecular function: structural constituent of ribosome. Lineage: Eukaryota; Metazoa; Chordata; Actinopteri; Clupeiformes; Engraulidae.
UGUCACAUGUGACCACUGGGAAAGGUUAUGCGAUGAAAACAUGGCGGCGUGCACACGGAGAGCAUCAGAGGUCCUGUGCUCUGUCAGGACAUUUCGCCAAAUUCAGCUUCAGAAUGACCGUUUCAUCACAACUUCUGUGAGUCGCCACGCUGUUUCAGGAGGUGGUCAACCCCCAAAAUUCACGCCACCCCCCAAGCCAGUUAUUGUGGACAAAACAAAAUAUGAUGCCCCUGAACGACGGUUCCUCAGCCCUGAAUUCAUUGCACCACGCUCUCGCACCAGCGGGCUGAAGUUCAUCGCCGAGAGAAAAGACAUGAUCAAGAGGCGUAAAGCACUCAACAUUCCUGAGUUCUAUGUCGGGAGUGUGCUGGCAGUAACCAUGAGGGACCCAUAUGGAAAUGGGAAGACCAAUCGCUUUGUGGGGAUCUGCACACAGAGAGGCGGCAGCGGGCUAGGAGCCACAUUCGUACUGAGGAACAUCAUUGAUGGACAAGGUGUGGAGAUCUGCUACGAGCUGUAUAAUCCACGUGUGCAGGCGAUCGAGGUGCUGAAGCUGGAGAAGAGGCUGGAUGGUAAUCUGAUGUACCUGCGCGACGCCCUGCCCGAGUACAGCACCUUCGACUUCGAGAUGAAGCCUGUACCCCACAACCCCACCGCAGACGUACCCGUCAACACGGUGAAGGUGCGGAUGAAGCCCAAGCCGUGGUCCAAGCGCUGGGAGCGUCCCAAGUUCAACGUGCAGGGCAUCCGCUUCGACCUGUGCCUCACCACCGAGCAGAUGCAGCACGCCCAGAAGUGGGCCAGGCCCUGGAUCGAGUUCGACAUGCUCAAACACCACGACACGGAGCACAUGAAGGAGGCCAUCUUGAAGGAAGUGGAGGCGGAAAUGAGGAAGUGAUGCGUACACUCCAGACCAGAUGGGGGCGCGGGUUGGGGCUCAAAGCGGGAAACUGCCGCACUGAUGGAGGGGAGCGGAAUGGAAGAUGGGUGCUAGUGAAAGACUUGCACUCUGAAAGACUUGGGAGUGAAACGGGUGUUGGGACUGAAUGAACUCGAGGCGGAGAAGAGAGGUUCAUCUUCUGUGUAUAGGAGUGGUUAUCUGCGCACACCAUCUUUCUUCUGUCUUUCUCGAGGAAGGCACUAAGACAUUGAAUUCAUACAUGACUUCUAGCAGCUGAAGCUCUGUUAGCCUACCAGAAUGAUUUCACUGAUUUGCCACUGUUCAGUGUUAAAACAAUGAUCUCAGUCAUGGUAACCAUAUAAUAUCAUGCCCAUGUUAUCUCUUAUGAUUGGGUUGCUUUUAGUAACUCCAUUACUCAAAGUAGUAAAUGUCUCGUUGGUUCAGGAUGUUGCUCUGUAGUAGAAGGGUUCUUAUUGUCUGUUUUUUAAAGACCUUGUUUACUAUCAUUGUACUCCAUCUUGAAAAAUGUAUUAUGAGUAAAAUAAAAAAAGGUGUAUCCAUAGACUGUAUGGG